AUGCAGAGUUCUCGGCAGACGGCGUACGGAGCCCUGCCCGUCGUCGACGACCAUCAGAUGGGCGCUGAAUCCAAGAUCGGCUCGGUGCCCGACUAUCCCGAGGAGAAGCCUCAACGCCGUUCCCAGCCUCGGCCGCAGACUCUCGACAAGCCGUGGGUGACACGAUGCAGACGGGUGAUUGUCGACCUGGUUCUCGCGGCCUUGGCGUUGCUUUUCGGUGUAUUCGGGCUCUGGGCGUACAGCGUGAACGGAAGCACCGCCGGGCCCGGGUCAACCGGCGUGAUGCUGGUCAGGGUGUCUCAAUACGCGCCCACCAUCUUCCCUGUCCUCUUCGCUGCCAUUGCCGGGGCGACGAUGAAGAGCGUCGCGUCGUGGCGGAUGCAGGCCAGUCAAGGCGCGACUCUCGGCUCGCUUGAACAGUGCCUUGGGAGUCAAACGAUAUCGCGGGCCUUCACGACGCAGAUCAACCUUCGAACCUACAACUUGCUCGGCCUAUCCAUCGUCGCCCUCUGGUGUCUGUCUCCCUUGGGGAGUCAGGCGUCUCUCCGAGUGAUAUCCGUUAUACCCAAGAGCGAAAUCGACUUGAGGAUGCUGAGCACCGUCGACACGUUUGGUGACUACAGUAGCGAUUACACUAUCCGAACAGUCGCGUCCGAAGGCGGUGAAGUUGUCGAAAUGACUGUCCCUACCGCCGUGGUCACUUCCCUGAUGGCGGUUAAGUUCCUGAUGAGCCGCAACCAGGACAUCUGGGGAAACGUACGUCUUCCCGCAAUCGAAAACCUCGAGAAAGGCGGCAAGUCCGGCGGCGAUUCCGGCUGGAUCGAGCUUUUGGGCCACGACCCUAUCGAGUACGCGUCUCUCAUCGGCACGCCAGUGGCCAACCUGGCCACGAAAGGCAACACAUCCUUUGUCCUUCCCGGCUCCUACUUGUCCCUCUCUUGCCCAACGAUACGCCUCGUCUCGAAUCAGACUGUUCUGAGUAACUGGACCAGCAACCCGCCAGCCAUAAUUCCGGAACUACACGAGAACCGGGCCGACUGCGAGUGGGCGAUUGGAAAAAGUGCCUUACCCCAGUAUCAGGUUGCUAUCUCUCGUUCGUGUGGCGAACCGAAGGACCAGGUCAUCACCGCUGAGCGGGUUCCAAACGCCCGAAAGCUCAUAUGGGAAUCCAACUAUCUACUAGAUAACUAUGACUAUGAAAAGAUCCCUCCCGUCAUCAGCCGGGCCGAGUGCGACAUGACCACGACGCACACUGAGACGCAGGUGACGUGCAUCGAAAGCCUGUCCGGCGACUCGUCCGGGAGCAUCUGUAACCCGCGCGCCGUCCGGCGCUCUCCCAAUCCCCCGUUCCACGGCAACUGGACAGUCUUCGACAAGUCGUAUGGCACGGAUGCACCCGUGCUGGAGUCUCUCACCAAUUUGUUCCCGCUCCUCGCGUUCUCCAACUUCACCCGACAACCGGUGCUCGUCUACCUGACGAACCCCUUCCGCGCGGUGGGGGGCGAUGAUCUUGGUCCGGUCUAUAACACGACUGACCGGGCCACGUUCGAACUCUCCCUAGCGCAGAUUUUUAACUCAAUCCUCUACGUCGGGAUCGAUGGGCCAACAUUUACGGGGUCGUUCAAUAGAUCAGACCCUGAUCGAGGCACUCGUUCCAGCCAUUACAACGGGUCAACCAGAGGGGGUGAAUAUGAUCACAUGCUCAACAUCACCGGCGACGUGACCUCUCGGCACGACGUCGUCUACUGCGACCGGGCCUGGCUCGGCGUGCUCAUAAUCUCGUCCCUGGCCGCCUUCCUCUGCGCGAUCGCGGGCGCCGUCCUGCGCAUGAUGACGCUCACGCCCGACGUGCUCGACUCGACGUCGAUAGCUCUUCUGCACAACCGGGUCGGUGGACUGGAGGGCUCCUCUGGAUGGUUGUCUGACGAAUGGGUCAGGCACUUCAAGGACGCCAGGCUACGCCUCGGCGACGUCGAGCCGGCGGCCGAGGUUGGGCGGAUUGGCCUGGCGACUCUGGACGACGGAGCCGUUGGCGUAGUAAAGAGUGGAAGGUAUUACAACUGA
Colletotrichum higginsianum IMI 349063 is the source of this 2064-nucleotide messenger RNA. RefSeq lists its product as uncharacterized. The record is from RefSeq and is a predicted model, not a curated record. The transcript has 2 exons. Bases 1 to 2064 code for a protein of 687 amino acids. NCBI's taxonomy places the organism in Eukaryota, Fungi, Ascomycota, Sordariomycetes, Glomerellales, Glomerellaceae.